This is a messenger RNA of Hyposmocoma kahamanoa, 1779 nucleotides long. RefSeq names its product putative inorganic phosphate cotransporter. NCBI's taxonomy places the organism in Eukaryota, Metazoa, Arthropoda, Insecta, Lepidoptera, Cosmopterigidae. The record is from RefSeq and is a predicted model, not a curated record. Gene Ontology annotation, biological process: monoatomic anion transport; transmembrane transport. Bases 7 to 1623 code for a protein of 538 amino acids. The transcript has 9 exons. Gene Ontology annotation, molecular function: transmembrane transporter activity.
AAAUAUAUGGUAAACAUGGACGAAGAAGCGGAACCUCAAGCGCAGGCGCACAAUCUUCUUGGUCAGAACACGCGGCCAUCACCAAGACGAAAAGAUAAUGCUUUGACAAAAGCUUUAAGGUCAUGCUGCGUCGUCCCUCAGCGCUACGUCCUUGGUGUAAUGGGUCUUUUAGGAGUAUGUAAUGCAUACACAAUGCGUGUAUGCCUUAAUAUGGCAAUCACACAGAUGGUUAACAGGACCAAACCAGAUGCACCACACGGGAUGGAUAUAUGUCCUAGUGAUGAUGAAUUAAGUGGCAAGAAUUCUACGCAUCAUGUUAAUCCUAACGCAAUAUUCGACUGGGACGAACAAACACAAGGUCUUAUCCUCGGCGCUUUCUACUACGGCUACGCGGCAACACAAGUUCUUGGUGCUUACUUAGCAGAGAAAUAUGGGGGCAAAUGGACUCUUGGUAUUGGUCUUCUCAGUACUGCCCUCUUUACAUUCAUUACACCGAAAGUUAUCAGAGCAGGUGGAGCUGUUUGGUUGUUCGUACUACGAGUUAUGGCUGGAAUGGGUGAGGGUCCUACUAUGCCAGCUCUGAUGAUCAUGCUGGCGCGGUGGGUUCCUCCACAUGAACGGGCAGUGCAAGGAGCUUUGGUUUUCGGUGGAGCUCAAAUUGGGAACAUAUUUGGGUCGUUCAUGUCCGGUAUCUUACUGGCAGACGACAGAGAUUGGGCAAAUGUCUUCUACUUCUUUGGUGGCUUCGGAUUGCUAUGGUUCGCAUUAUGGAGUCUUCUUUGCUACAGUACACCAAACACACACCCGUAUAUCAGUAAGAAGGAAUUAAAUUAUUUGAAUGCAAACGUCACUUCAGCUGACAACCAGGGAAUUAAAGAUCCAGUGCCUUGGAGGGCUAUUUUAACAUCUGCACCUGUUUGGGCUUUAGUUUGGGCCGCUGUUGGUCACGACUGGGGUUACUACGCUAUGGUUACUGAUCUUCCAAAGUAUUCACACGACGUUCUCAAAUUUAACAUUCAGACCACUGGUACCCUCACCUCUUUGCCGUAUAUUGCCAUGUGGGUUGCCUCUUUCAUAUUUGGAAUCGUAUGCGACAUUUGCGUUAAAAAAGGAUGGCAUACCAUCAAGACUGGAAGAAUUAUUCAUACUACUAUUGCUGCUACCGGACCGGCCAUCUGCAUUAUUCUGGCAUCAUACGUAGGUUGCGAUAGAAAUGCGGCAAUGGCGUACUUUGUGCUGUCAAUGGCUCUUAUGGGAGGUUUCUACAGUGGAAUGAAGGUGAACGCACUAGAUCUUGCACCAAAUUAUGCCGCCUCAUUGACAUCUCUUGUUAAUACAACGUCCACACUCAUCGCCGGCAUCGGUGUACCCUACAUUAUUGGGUAUUUAACACCUAAUCAAACCUUAGUGGAAUGGCGAGUAGCAUUCUGGGUAUGCUUCGCUGUCCUUGUUGGCACAAAUAUUAUCUACAUCAUAUGGGCGGACGGUGAACAGCAAUGGUGGGACGACGUCAGAAAAUAUGGACACCCACCCGGUUGGAAACAUAAACCUCUCAUCCCUUGGCAAGAAAAAAAAGAAGAGACAAUAAAUCUUAAUGAUGAGAAGGAUAGAGAUAAAGAGUGAUCUUUCCAACAUUCAUAAUAAUGUAAAACUAGAAGGCAAUUGGUAACGAAGAUAUUGAGAGGUUCCUCAAGGAACCAUGUCGAGACCAACAUUAUUUAACAGUGAUUUGAUUUGGGACGGAAACGCAAACUGUUGUAAAAUCGUUGUUAACGUUAU